Messenger RNA from Penicillium taxi, 534 nucleotides. RefSeq names its product SND2/TMEM208 family protein. The transcript is spliced from 2 exons. Gene Ontology annotation, biological process: vacuolar protein processing. The record is from RefSeq and is a predicted model, not a curated record. The coding region runs from base 1 to 534 and encodes 177 amino acids. NCBI's taxonomy places the organism in Eukaryota, Fungi, Ascomycota, Eurotiomycetes, Eurotiales, Aspergillaceae. Gene Ontology annotation, cellular component: intracellular membrane-bounded organelle.
AUGGCGAAGAAAGCAGCAAAAACUCUGGCCACCCGCAACGGCGCAGUUCUUAACCGGACUCAUCUGAUCACUGUAUCAUUACACAUACUCUACCUCCUCCUACACUUUAUAUUCCAGCGUCCUCGUUCAUUGAAACCUUAUUUUUUCCUGGCUGUUCCUACUCUGGCCAUUGAGUUCUAUUUGGACCGUGUUGGCCGCCCAACAUUCAAUGAGGAUGGUUCCCUGCGCUCCGCCGGUGAAGAUCUCAGCGCUACUGGUCUUACUGAAUACAUGUGGGAUGUCCUGUACUGGACCGAGGGCUGUAUUGCUGCUGUGUGUAUCUUUAACGACAGAGCUUGGUGGCUUUGGGUUGUUGUUCCGUUAUACUCGGUCUAUCUGGUAUACACCACUGUUAUGGGAGUGAAGAAGGGAUUCUCUGGCAUGGGUGGUGCUGGCGCUGGUGGUGAUGGAGAAGACUAUGAAGGGCCUAAGAGCAAGACCCAGUUGAAGAAGGAGAAGCGGGGUGAUAAGCCACGACCAAAGAUGAUGCGCUGA